Messenger RNA from Nannochloropsis gaditana CCMP526, 174 nucleotides. RefSeq lists its product as uncharacterized. The transcript is spliced from 2 exons. The record is from RefSeq and is a predicted model, not a curated record. The annotation marks the transcript as partial.
AUGGUCAUUCAGUCCGUUCGCACGCGCUUUUCGGUGGCGCCAUCACGAUUUCCCUUCCAGCUUCCUUCUCCAGUGCCAGUUCCCGACAACCAAGAAGUGUUCAUCGACGAUGCCUCAGACGCCUCCCUCAUCCUCGAGCUCUUGGAUUUGGAGCGUGACAAGGAGGGACUGGAG